This is a messenger RNA of Centrocercus urophasianus (Greater sage-grouse), 2545 nucleotides long. It is a transcript of the gene NUFIP1, whose product is annotated as nuclear FMR1 interacting protein 1. The record is from RefSeq and is a predicted model, not a curated record. NCBI's taxonomy places the organism in Eukaryota, Metazoa, Chordata, Aves, Galliformes, Phasianidae. The coding region runs from base 1 to 1575 and encodes 524 amino acids. Gene Ontology annotation, cellular component: nucleus. Gene Ontology annotation, molecular function: RNA binding. The transcript is spliced from 10 exons. Gene Ontology annotation, biological process: box C/D snoRNP assembly.
AUGCAGCCGGGCGGCGAGCUGGGCUCCGCCGUGAGCCCGUUCGGCUGGUUCCCGCCGCCGCCGCUCCGCCCGCCCCUCUUUUGCCCGCCGCCUCCUUGGGAGCCCGGCUUCUGGCCGCCGCCUGACGGCUACGCCCCACCGCCGGCAUGGUACCCGCCGGCCUACCAGGAGCCCCUGCGGCGGCCGCACAGUGGUGGAAAUGGCCAUUUUCCCCAGGAAUGGCAAGGAGAGCAAGCGCCUGGAUUUCAUAAGCGUUCUCCAGGUGGAAACAACAGGCAGAAGAACAAAAAGAAGAAGGAGCCAGUUUUCUCUCACUAUUGUGAUACCUGUGACCGAGGCUAUAAAAACCAGGAGAAGUAUGAUGAACAUAUUUCACAACAUACACAGUGCACAGAAGAAGGAUGCAGUUUCAAUGCACAUGAGAAGUUAGUUCAGAUACACUGGAAGAACGUACAUGGACCUGGUGCUAAGAGAAUAAAAUUAGAUAGUCCAGAAGAGAUUGCUAGAUGGAGAGAAGAAAGAAAAAAAAAUUUUCCUACAUUAGCAAACAUUGAAAAGAAGAAAGUUAUGCAGAUGGAGAAGGAGGAAAGAGGAGAAGUCCUCACCACCCCGCAGUUUGGCAAAAUGAAGGGAAUGUGGAAAGCUACAGAAGAUGAGAGGUCUGGGCAGCAAGGAAGACAGAAGAGAAAACAGAAGCGUCAGUUCUGGAAGAAAUUUAAGAAAAAUGGUGGUGAUAGUAAUGUACCAUCACAAAGAAAUCAAAAUGAAGCUAAUGGACCAGGAAACAGUACAUGUGAAAAAGAACAUGAAAAACAGCCUGCUUUGGAGACUCAGCCAUGCAUGAAGGACGUUGAUCCGCUCAGUUUUCUAGCAAACAGUGAUGUUGAGUCUGACAAGGAUGAAGCAGAAACUGAAGAUGCAAAGCUGGAGAUGACUGUUGUUCCCAAACAGGUCACCUCAGCCUUGAGUUCAUUGUCAGCCAACUAUGGGAGUGCCUCUGAGAGUGAGCCUGAAGAAGUCUCUGUCAAGAUUGCAACAAAAGCUGAGGAAAAUGAAGCAGCACCUCAGAGUCCUGAUGUUCCUCAGAAUCCAAAGCUGAAUCAGCAGCUUCCAGAAUCUACAGACACAAUGCUAAGAAGCUCAAACUCAAAUACAGGCUUUUCCAGAGUCCCUGAUAAAAGGGCAAAGAGAACAUUACCUCUCCUUCCAAAGCGUCGUCCGACUCUGCUGGAAAUGUUACUGGCCCAGGACAUCCGACAUGAAAGGAAUGUGAUUUUGCAGUGCGUUCGAUACAUUGUACGAAAUGAUGUGUUUGGACUUCAUUUAAAACCAGAAACAGAAGCUAAAACAGAGACUGGACAGGCCUCUAAAACUACAGCAGAGGCUUUGACGGACAAGCUUGAUGGAUCUCAUUGUUCUUGUAGCUCUGACCUUCAGUUAGCAGGAAAAGAAAAAGAUGUGUUAUUAAUAGCCCAUGGUGAGGAAGCACCCAUAUAUCAGGUAUCACAGAUGCAUCACUCUGCAGAUGAGGAGAUAUGGGAAACCCCAGCAAUUCACAGUGAAGAAGGUGUCUGAAGAUGAUAAAGGCUCAGCUUUUCUACCUGACAUCCGUUUUUCUCUUUUGGAAGACAUAAUUAUUACAAAAUCAUUAAAGUAUAUGGUGAGAACAGUUAAAACUAUGUUUCUGUUCUGCUCUGCCUGAGGUGACUGCUUCCUUGUGAAAACAGCAUCUGUGUUGAGUAAUUUUAUUUCCCCACGGCUGAAAUACAGCAGUGGCACAGAGUAUGAUCUGUCCUAGAGAAGGUGUGGAUCCCUGGUUUUGAGCUUCAGAUCUCUAAUGUUUUACUUUGGUAUGGAUGGUUUCAGUCCAUUGCCACAGCCAAAUAGUGCUGGAGUAUGGUGGAUCCUUCUCAUGUAAAAGCAUGGCCUAGAGUGUAUAUGAGUAUCUGAGCUUCUGGAGUUAUCUGAGUGUUCUGAAAUGAUUAUUCAUUACAUUUCUUUCAGCUGUUAUUGGUCUGAAGUAUAAAUGAAAAAAAAAAAAAUCCUAGUGGGAGAAAUAACUGGCUUGGCUUUAAAAGCACUGCUUGUACCAUGAGUAUCUAAUUGAACUGGGCAGAGAAAUAGAAAUGAGAGAGUGCACUGAUGCAAGAAGGAUUUAUUUUUUUUUUUUAAAUGUCAGUGUCAGUAAGUACUGCUUGUAUCAGUGCUAGAUCUGUGUUUGACCUCAGGUACUCAUCGUUACACCUUAGACCUUAACUGCUGUCAUAGGCAUUACCUGUCAGGCUUAACUCUUGAAGCAAACUCCUGGUACUGAGAGUAUUAGGUUGAUUAGAAAUGUUGCUAAGAGAUGCUUGUUUCUCUGUCCUCAGUGUUCUUUGGGUAUUUUAGUUUGCUGUCUGGAGAAAUGUCUUCCUUGGCCUGUUGGUGGAUGUUUGUACAGUAUACUGACUUCUCAUGGAUUUGUGCAUACUUGUUCUUCUGUGUGGCUGUACACACAUGAACUGUUGUGAACACCAGCAGAAAAUAAAACCAAACCAUCAGCCAA